Molecule: messenger RNA, 3005 nt
Organism: Gekko japonicus
Lineage: Eukaryota; Metazoa; Chordata; Lepidosauria; Squamata; Gekkonidae
Gene: OLFML2B
Product: olfactomedin like 2B
Exons: 10
Coding region: 1-2508 (835 amino acids)
Biological process (GO): signal transduction
Source: RefSeq, a predicted model, not a curated record
AUGUCUACUUCAGCUUCUUCAUCCACCGCCUCAUCCUCGGGAGCUGCCGCCGCCGCCGCAGGGACCUUCCACGAGGGUAUCGCGGCCUUCGACUUGGCACGCCCCGAGAGGUGGACCACGUGGCCUCCGUUAUGGCCAGCGCCAGCGGCUGCCCCUUACCCGAAGCGGAAGAGAGCCGACGAAGGAAGCCGCCCGGCCCCAGUCCCGCCCCGCCGAGAGCGGCCGUGGGAACACGUGUGUGCCCUCCCUCCCUUGCUGGGCCUAUUCCGGACCGGAACAGAUGGUUAUGGAGGCAAGAAACAGGAUGUGAGAAUACUGAAGCCGAAAAAGGACAAGCUGGAAACCAACCCAACUGAUCUGUUUGUAUUUCUUCUCUCCCCCCCCCCCCAGUUGCUAGGUGACUAUGACAAGGUGAAGGCUAUAUCAGAAGGUGGUGACUGUCAGUGCAAGUGUGUGGUGAGGCCCCUGGGCCGAAGCGCCUGCCAGAGGAUUAACGACGGAGCUUCCAAACCGGAGGAUUUUUACGUGGUGGAAACCAUUACUUCCGGACCGGAAUGCAGAUGCUCCUGUGUGGCUCCCCCGUCCGCUCUGAACCCUUGUGAGGGAGACUUCCGGCUGAAAAAGCUGAGAGAAGCAGACAGCAAGGAUUUCAAGCUGGCAGCCGUUAUUGAUAUGCUGGAAGGCGCUUUCUAUGGCUUCGACCUGCUGAAGCUGCAUUCCAUCACGACCAAGUUGGUGGGUCGAGUGGAGAAACUCGAAGAGGACCAGAAGCACAAGACACAGAAGGCCAAUGAAGUUCUGCAAGAGCUGAAUCAUAAAGCUAAGGAUAAUUCAUCCUUUGGCCUCUCCAAUGACCUUGCUGACAUACAGGGCUUGUUGCAAAGGGAUGCUGCGGCUGCCUAUACGCUCACUGAGGAAAAGUAUGAAGAAGGUUUCCUGCAUGAUGACGUGGUUUCUCAGCACAUUGGCUCUGACGAGUCUUUGCGCUAUGCCCCCCAAGCACCAGAGGCAACGAAGCCCAAGUCCACUUCGCCAAGGAAGCUCCACGUGAGAAGCAGGGCCCCCUCCCGGCCCACCAUCAUUCGAGGGGUCACGUAUUACAAGGCCAAAGACGCCGAGCUGGAAAACGACCUUGACGAACAGGACGAACUUUUCAGCGGCGAGAAUGCCAUUGAUUUGCUGAUUGAAGACCAGCUCCUGCAGCACAACGACCUGCUGAUCUUCCCCCCGAGGAAGCCUUUCCCAGUGGAAGGACCCCUCACGCUCCAGAGCAUGGAUCUCACAAAGGAACCCGUUACGCACGCCACGUACACUGGAGGAGGAGCUCCCACGGCCACCACCACGGCAAAGAUGCUGCCGCUGUCCUCUUCCGUUGCGCCUCCCUCUGUUGAACCCACCCUGGUGUCUACCUCAUCAGCUGUCCCUCCUGCACCGACGGCUCCAAAGACCACAGCGGCUGCUGAAGUCUCCUCAGGAACCGGGUCAUCGAAUGAGGACGUCUUGUGGACAAUGAAGAUGGCGGCUCAGGCGACCACGCAGGCUCCCACAGUGGUCCAGACUGCAGCUACCAUGAGGCUGCACAGUGUUAAGGCGGCCACAGUCGGUUUCCAAGCACAGGCAAUGGCCGGGCCUGGUUUGGCGGCCACAACGAAAGCCGUGACUUCUCCGGCCACUGCCAGCACCACCCCAAAACAAGUCUUCGAUGAAGAAGAUAUCAGGAACAGCAUAGGCCAGUGCAAGGAUACUUUGUCCACCAUCUCCAGGCCCAUGAUCCAGAACACCUAUGGGCGGAACGAAGGCGCUUGGAUGAAGGAUCCGCUUGCCAAGGACGAGAGGAUCUACGUCACCAACUAUUACUACGGGAACACCCUGGUGGAGUUCCGGAGCCUGGACAGCUUCAAACAAGGCCGAUGGAGCAACUCUUACAAGCUGCCCUACAGUUGGAUGGGGACAGGUCACGCAGUGUACAACGGCUCCCUGUAUUACAACCGGGCCUUCACGCGCAACCUCAUCAAAUACGACCUGAAACAGCGUUACGUGGCAGCCUGGGCCAUGUUGGACGACGUGGCCUACGAGGAGGAGACACCGUGGCGGUGGCGUGGCCAUUCCGACGUGGACUUUGCUGUGGACGAGAACGGCCUGUGGAUCAUUUACCCGGCCAUCAAUUAUGAAGGCUUCAGCCAGGAGGUGAUUGUCCUCAGCCGGCUCAACGCCGUCGACCUGAGCACUCGGAAGGAGACCACCUGGAGGACGGGCCUGCGGAAGAACUUCUAUGGCAACUCCUUUGUCAUCUGUGGCGUCCUCUAUGCCGUUGACAGUUACAACAAGAAGGACGCCAACAUCUCCUACGCGUUUGACACGCACACCAACACUCAGAUUAUCCCCCGCUUGCUGUUUGAGAACGAAUACUCCUACACCACGCAGAUAGACUACAAUCCCAAGGACCGCCUCCUGUACGCGUGGGACAAUGGCCACCAGGUGACCUAUGACGUCAUCUUUGCUUACUGAGGACACAGCGCGGGCAAUUCCCAUGGGCCCCUAGCACCUUUUUUCUAAAAAAAAUAAUAUUUUUUUAUUGUACAAAUCAGAGAGUAAAUGAUUUUUGUUUCCUUUUUGAAAGUGAAGUGGAUUGUAGAUCAGUCCACAGGCCAAAGUCAACCCUUUUUAUUGCGGGCAUAACCCCCGGCUUCUUUUUUUUGUACUGAAUAUGUGGCCUCCCCUGAGACCAUGGAAAAAUUGUUCUGCCAAGUACAAACUCCCAGCCGAAGACGACCCAUUUUGUUGCCUUGUAAUUGUAACAGGAGACUUCCCCUUUGGAGAUGAGAUCCUUUAAAAAACAUUACCAUUUUUAUAAUAAAAUAUCAAUUGUUGAAACUCUGUUAAACUGGACUCCCUUUACUAAUUGUUAACUCUUUGCUCACAUUUCUGUCAUUGUGUGUUAUUGCUGGAUCAGCCUAACUGCGCUGCCAGUGGAGCGAAAUAGCCCCAUGUUCUCUGUAGCUUUA